Messenger RNA from Scomber japonicus (chub mackerel), 2580 nucleotides. It is a transcript of the gene trim46a, whose product is annotated as tripartite motif containing 46a. The transcript has 12 exons. Gene Ontology annotation, molecular function: protein binding; zinc ion binding. The record is from RefSeq and is a predicted model, not a curated record. Lineage: Eukaryota; Metazoa; Chordata; Actinopteri; Scombriformes; Scombridae. Bases 1 to 2370 code for a protein of 789 amino acids.
AUGGCAGAAGCGGAGUUACAAACCUUUACCUCUAUCAUGGACGCGUUGGUUCGUAUAAGUUCCAACAUGAAGAGUAUGGAGAAGGAGCUGCAUUGCCCAGUGUGUGAUGAGAUGGUGAAGCAGCCCAUCCUUCUGCCAUGCCAGCAUAGUGUGUGUCUGCUGUGUGCGGCUGAGGUGUUGGUACAAAGAGGCUACCCUCCCCCAGACCUGCCCCCGGAACCAAACUCACCAGCCUCCACACCCAACACCCGCUCCCCACGACUGGCACGCAGACCCAUACCCAGGACCCCCGACCGCCUGGAGCGAGUCCUCAGAACAGUGUGUGGGACCUACCCAGGGCGUAGGCGGAAGGAUACAGCCCAUCCCCCCAUGCUGUUCCCAUGUCCUUCCUGUCAGCAGGACGUAGAGCUUGGAGAAAAAGGCCUGACAGACUGCCUCCGCAACCUCACUCUGGAGCGGAUUGUGGAGAGGUAUAGGCACACAGUAAAUCUGGGCAGCAUAGCCAUCAUGUGUGGUUUCUGUAAACCUCCUCUGUCUCUGGAGGCCUCUAAGGGCUGUGCUGACUGCAAGUCCAACUUCUGCAAUGAGUGUUUCAAACUCUACCACCCCUGGGGAACCCCCCGAGCCCAGCACGAACACAUUCUACCCACCAACAGCUUUCGGCCUAAGGUCCUAACGUGCACAGAGCAUGAGCAGGAAAGACUGCAGUGGUACUGCCGUAACUGCCAGAGGUUGCUGUGCCCACUUUGUAAGCUCCGUCGGAUCCACCAUGGACACAAAGUGCUGCCAAUAGCACAAGCCUACCAGGCCCUGAAGGACAAAGUUACCAAGGAGGUUAACUUCAUCUUGGCCAACCAGGAAACAAUACAGAGUCAGAUCACUCAACUGGAAGCUGCCAUCAAACAGAUGGAGGCGAACAGUGCAGUGGCUCUGCAGCACCUGACCCACUCUAUUCAGGAGCUGGGAGCUGCUGUAGUUGAGCGUCAGGGGCUUUUGGCUCUUGCUCUGGAGGGAUCCCACAACAGGAGGCAAGAUGCCCUGUCUUUUCAGGUCUCAGAGAAGCAAGGCCUGCUGGAGCAUACAGGCCUCAUGGCCUUCACACAGGAGUUGCUCAAAGAGACUGAUCCACCCUGUUUUGUACAGGCCGCCAGAGUCACUCACAACAGGCUGGUGAAGGCCAUAGAAAACCUGCAGUGUUUCUCUCUCUCUGCUGAUCCCUCCUUCAGACACUUUCACCUAGACGCAUCAAAAGAGAUCAAACUCAUCAACAGCUUGGAGUUCAUACGUGCCCCACUGGCCCCAGUCAUUGACACGCAGAAGACACUAGCAUACGACCAGCUGUUUUUGUGCUGGCGCCUCCCUCAGGACUCGGCCCCGGCUUGGCACUUUUCUGUAGAAUACCAACGACGGGCAGGAGUAGUUGGAGCCACAUGGGGCGGUACCAGAUCCCCUAAUACUUUAACAACAUGGCUGCGUCUGGAUGAGGUUAGAGGAACCAGUGCUGUGGUCGACCGGCUGCAGAUGGACAGUGUGUACGUGCUUAGGGUGAGAGGCUGCAACAAGGCCGGGUUUGGAGAGUACAGUGAAGAGGUUUACCUCCACACUCCACCUGCACCUGUGUUAAGUUUCUCUUUAGACUCUCGCUGGGGGUUGCACGCUGAUAGGCUGGCACUGGGUAGAGGCCAGACCUAUGCACGUAGUGUGCCAGGCCUGUCCCUUCUGCAGGCUGCUGACCGCACACUCACUUCCUGCCACUUGACCUCUGACCUGCUGGUGGCAGACUUGGCCAUCACUCAAGGCAGACAUUACUGGGCAUGCUCUGUUGAGCCUGGUUCCUACCUGGUCAAGGUUGGAGUAGGACAGGAGACAAAGCUACAAGAGUGGUUCCAUCUCCCCCAGGACAUGGCCAGCCCUCGCUGUGACCCAGACAGUGGCAAUGACAGCGGGGCAGAAGACGGCCAGGACUUCCCUCCCAUCUGCUUCCUCACCAUAGGCAUGGGCAAAAUUCUGCUUCCUCAAGGACAUGGUCACAAUCAGAGCCAAGUGGACAACCAGAGCCAGAGCCAGGGAGGAGCGCACUCCCACAGUAGCAGCCAUAGUAGUCUGCCACACCCUCAUACCACUCCUCUGCCACCCCGACUCGGGGUCUGUCUGGACUGUGACAAAGGACGCGUCACCUUCUAUGAUGCCCACUCAUUGCGUAUCCUAUGGGAGGGACAUGUAGAUUGCUCAGCUCCUGUGUGUCCGGCUUUCUGCUUCAUUGGUGGAGGGGCCCUGCAGCUGCAGGAUCUUGUGGCCAAUCGGAGCAUCGAAGACCCGCCACCACGGAGGGUAACCAUCCAAACACGUGCAACAAAUCUAAGUAAAUAAACUGUGAGGGAGGCAGUUUAUUAGCACAGUUCAGUCAGUGAUCAAAGUUUACAGUAAUGAGAGAAACCAGAUAGACCUUUAUUCUCCCAUGUAUGAAAUUGCCUUGCCUUGAUCCUGUCAAGCUUUGAUACUUGAUUGAACUGUCACUGUGAACAUGAUCAUUUUUUUCAUUUUUGGUGUAAUUUUUGAGAUCUGACCACAAAUAUUUGU